Messenger RNA from Gracilinanus agilis (Agile Gracile Mouse Opossum), 8738 nucleotides. It is a transcript of the gene SPEG, whose product is annotated as striated muscle enriched protein kinase. Gene Ontology annotation, molecular function: ATP binding; protein binding; protein kinase activity. The transcript is spliced from 38 exons. Gene Ontology annotation, biological process: protein phosphorylation; muscle cell differentiation. The record is from RefSeq and is a predicted model, not a curated record. The coding region runs from base 20 to 7642 and encodes 2540 amino acids. NCBI's taxonomy places the organism in Eukaryota, Metazoa, Chordata, Mammalia, Didelphimorphia, Didelphidae.
UGCCCCCUCUGCAGCAGCCAUGCAGAAAGCCCGGGGGACCCGGGGAGAAGCUGUCAGCCCAAGGGCACCCCCCAGCCCAGGUGUGCCCCCAAAGAGGGCCAAGGUGGGGAGCGGGGCCGGGACGGGGGCCCGGGGAACAGCCGCAGGGGCCCCCGUCUUCCAUCGGCAGCUGAAGAACACGGCGGUUUUCUCUGGCCGGGAUGUGAGGCUGCAGGUGGUGGUGAGUGGGACACCCCAGCCUGUCCUCAGCUGGCUCCGAGACGAGAAGCCCCUUCCCCAGCCAUCCCCCGAGCCCAGCUGCCUUUGGCUCCGGGGCUGUGGGGCCCAGGAUGCCGGAGCAUACACCUGUAUCGCCCGGAAUGAGCGGGGAGAGGCCUCCACUACGGGGGUCCUGACUGUUCUCGAGGUGGAAGACUCGGAGACCGGUGAAGAGGAUAUCAGCGAUGCCCAAGGGACGCAGCGGCUGGACCUGCAAGAAGAUGGGGCCUUCAGCACUCCCACAGGGGGUUCCGACACCCUGGUGGGCACCUCCCUCGACACCCCUCCGACCUCCGUGACAGGGACUUCUGAGGAGCAGGCGAGCUGGUGGGGCAGCGGGCAGACGGUGUUGGAGCAGGAGGCGGGCAGCGGCGGUGGUGGCGGUAGUUCCCGCCGGCUCCCAGGCAGCCCAAGGCAAGCACAGGCAGCCGGGGCCGGGGCCGGGCCGCGGCACCUGGGGGUGGAGCCGCUGGUGCGGGCAUCUCGUGCUAAUCUGGUGGGCACAAGCUGGGGGUCAGAGGAUAGCCUUUCGGUGGCCAGUGACCUGUACGGCAGCGCGUUCAGCCUGUACAGAGGACGAGCCCUCUCCAUACACGUCAGUGUGCCGCAGGGUGGGCUUCGGAGAGAGGACCCCGACCCUCAGCCCCAGCCUGCGAGUGAAGCCCCGAGACGUCCUGCCCAGCCGCCUCCUUCCAAAUCGGCUCUGCUGCCCCCCCCUUCUCCAAGGGUGGGGAAACGACUCCCUUCUGCGCCUGGCACGCAGCCCCCCGCCGCCCCCACGGCGCCCCAUAGGAAGCCUCAGGAGCCAGGGGCCCCGGAGGAGCCGGAGGAGAAGAGAGGGAAGAAGCCCAAGUCAUCGGGGCCCUCGCUGGCCGGCACCCUGGAGUCCCGCUCCCAGACGCCGCUGAGCGAAGCUUCGGGCCGGCUGUCCGGGGUGCGCUGCUCCCCGCGCUUGGUGCGAGCCGGCUCCCGGAUCUUGGACAAGCUGCAGUUCUUCGAGGAGCGCCGGCGCAGCCUAGAGAAGAGCGACUCCCCGGUGCCCCUGAGGGCGUGGGUUCCCCUGCGCAAGGCGCGCUCCCUGGAUCAGCCCAAGGGCGCCGGCGGGCAGUGGGGCACGCCGGGGGCCUCCCGGGAGGAGCUGCGGGACGGGCCGCGAGGGGAGCUGGGCACCGUGGCGGAGCGGCGCUGGCUGUUUCGGCAGAAGGCGGCCUCCCUGGACGAUCGGGCCCGGCAGCGGAGCCCCAGCCCCGCCACUGACCUGGAGCUGCGCUUUGCGCAGGAGCUGGGGCGCAUCCGCCGCUCGGCUUCUCGGGAGGAAUUGGUUCGAUCCCAUGAGUCCCUCCAGGCCACCCUGCAGAAGGCCCCGUCUCCUCGGGACCCAGGGGAGCCUCCCUUGUUCUCUAGCCCCUCGACCCCAAAGACUCCCCCGCCGGAGAGCACCUCCACCAUCCAGCAGCUGGCCCUGAGCAGCGUGGGGAGGGUCGGAGAGGAGGCGGCAGGAAAGGGGGCCGCUGCGGCCCGAGGCCGAGGCCUGGCAGGCCGGACAGACCUUGGCGAAGGCCACCAGCAAGAGGUUCGCCGGAGAGAACAGUUCCCCCUUACCCGGGGGAGGGCCAUUCAGGAAUCCAGGAGCCCGGAACCCCCCGAGCCCAGGACAAAAGCCCACGUAGGCCGGAAGCGGGAUCCCCCCAUGCAAGCCGUGCGCUUCUUACCCUGGGCCACGCCUGAGCCAGAGGGGUCUGCCGUACCCCCAAACCUGGAAAAGAACCAGCCCGGGCCUGAGGCAGAGAAGAGACUACGGAGAGGCCCAGAGGAAGACGGCCCUUGGGGGGCCUGGGAUCGGCGAGCACCCCGUGGCAAGGGCAAAGGCCAUCAUCGGGCACGGCCUACCUCGCCUGACCUGGAGUCAUCGGAUGACUCCUACGUCUCAGCUGGAGAGGAACCCCUGGAGGCUCCUGUCUUUGAGAUCCCAUUGCAGAAUGUGGUGGUGGCUCCAGGGUUCGAUGCCAUGCUCAAAUGUAUUAUCACAGCCAACCCCCCACCCCAAGUAUCUUGGCAAAAAGAUGGCGCAACCCUCCGGGGCAACGAGCGGAUCCUCGUCCGGGAUGAAGGGGAGAGACACACUCUGCUGCUGCAGGAAGCCCGGCUAGCCGAUGCCGGUCUCUAUACCAUCACCGCCACCAAUGAGUUGGGCCAGGCCACCUGCAAUGCCUCACUCUCUGUUGAACCUGGAGGGGCCAAAUCCCCUUUCAGCAGCCCUAUCACAUCAGAUGAAGAGUAUCUGAGCCCUCCUGAGGAGUUUCCAGAACCAGAGGAAGCCUGGCACAAAACUUCUGCCAUGAAGCUCAGCCCUAGCCAGGCUCAAAGCACCCCAGACACCAGCUCCAGGGCUCCCCCCAUCUUCAAGGUUUCACUCAUGGACCAGUCAGUAAGGGAGGGCCAGGAUGUGACCAUGAGCAUCCGUGUGCAGGGGGAGCCCAAACCUGUUGUCUCCUGGCUUCGGAACCGCCAGCCAGUACGCCCGGACCAAAGACGCUUUGCAGAGGAGGCGGAGGGUGGCUUGUGUCGGCUUCGCAUCCUGGCCGCGGAACGCGGAGAUGCUGGCUUCUAUACCUGCAAGGCGGUGAACGAAUAUGGCACCCGGCAGUGUGAGGCCAGACUGGAGGUCAGAGCGCACCCUGAAAGUCGGUCCCUGGCGGUGGUGGCCCCCCUGCAGGACGUGAACGUGGGGGCCGGGGAGAUGGCGCUCUUUGAGUGUCUGGUCACGGGCCCUUCGGACGUGGAGGUAGACUGGCUGUGUCGGGGCCGGCUGCUGCAGCCUGCCCUGCUCAAAUGUAAGAUGCACUUUGAUGGGAGGAAGUCCAAGCUGCUGCUCACCUCUGUGCACGAAGACGACAGCGGCGUCUACACCUGCAAGCUUAGUACGGCCAAAGAUGAACUGACCUGCAGUGCCCGCCUGACCGUUCGGCCCUCGUUGGCACCAUUAUUCACAAGAAUGUUGGAGGAUGUAGAAGUGUUGGAGGGUCGAGGAGCUCGGUUUGAUUGCAAGAUUAGUGGCUUGCCACCCCCCACCGUCACCUGGACUCAUUUUGGGAAUCCUGUGGAGGAGAAUGAGAAUGUGAGGCUGCGGCAUGAAGGAGGCCUUCAUUCCCUGCUCAUAGCCCACGUGGGCAGUGAGGAUGAAGGUCUGUAUGAAGCCAGUGCCACCAAUAUUCAUGGCCAUGCCAACUGCUCUGCUCAGCUUUAUGUGGAAGAACCACGCUCAUCCACCUCAGGCCCCAGUUCCAAGUUGGAGAAGAUGCCAUCAAUCCCCGAAGAACCUGAGCAGGGAGAGCUGGAGAGGCUGUCCAUACCAGAUUUCCUCAGGCCACUGAUGGACCUGGAGGUAGGGCUAGCCAAGGAGGCAGUACUGGAGUGCCAGGUGACUGGACUGCCCUACCCCACCAUCAGUUGGUUCCACAAUGGUCAGCGCAUCCAGAGUUCGGACGAUCGUCGGAUGACACAGUACAGGGAUGUACAUCGACUGGUGUUCCCAAUGGUGGGGCCACAGCAUGCUGGUGUCUAUAAGAGUGUCAUCGCUAACAAGCUGGGCAAGGCUGCCUGUUAUGCCCACCUUUACGUCACAGAUUUAGUGCCUGGCCCUCCCGAUGGGCCCCCACAGGUGGUGAAUGUGACUGGGAGAAUGGUUAUGCUCAAAUGGAAUCCUCCCAGAAGCGUCGACAUGGCCAUUGGUCCAGACACUCUGACCUACACAGUUCAACACCAAGUGGUAGGUUCAGACCAAUGGACGGCUCUGGCCACGGGUCUACGGGAACCAAGCUGGGCAGCCAUGGGGCUUCGUAAGGGGGCACAGCACAUCUUUCGAGUCCUUAGCACCACAGUCAAGAGCAGCAGCAAGCCUUCCCCAGCCUCUGAACCUGUGCAGCUGUUGGAAAGGGGUCCAGUUCUGGAAGAAGCCCCCGUGGUGCUGGACAAGCCGGACGUCGUGUAUGUGGUGGAGGGGCAGCCAGUCAGCGUUGCCGUCACCUUCAACCACGUGGAAGCCCAAGUUGUCUGGAGGAGCUGUCGAGGGGCAUUAUUGGAGGCCCGUGCAGGCAUGUACGAGCUCAGCCAACCGGACGAUGACCAGUACUGUCUGCGCAUUUGCCACGUGAAUCGCCGAGAUGUGGGGACCCUCAGCUGUAUGGCACGAAACCGGCACGGCACCCAGGCCUGCUCCAUCACCCUGGAACUCGCAGAGGCUCCACGGUUCGAGUCCAUUAUGGAGGACGUAGAGGUUGGGCCUGGAGAGACGGCUCGGUUUGCCGUCGUGGUGGAAGGGAAGCCGCUGCCAGACAUCAUGUGGUACAAGGAGGAGGCCCUUUUGGAGGAGAGCAGCCACCUGAGCUUCGUGUAUGAGGAGAACGAGUGCUCCUUGGUGGUGCUGAGCACAGGACCCCAAGACGGUGGCGUCUACACCUGCACAGCCCGCAACCUGGCAGGGGAGCUAUCUUGCAAAGCUGAGCUGGCCAUUCGAACAGCUCAGACAUCCAUGGAGAUUGAGGGGGUGGGGGAAGAAGAAGAGCUGCGGGGACAGAGGCUCAGUGACUUUUACGAUAUCCAUCAGGAGAUCGGCAGAGGUGCCUUCUCCUACCUUCGUCGGGUGGUGGAGCGGAGUUCUGGCCUUGAGUUUGCCGCCAAGUUCAUCCCGAGCCAGGCCAAACCAAAGGCUUCUGCACGCCGGGAGGCCGGGCUGUUGUCCAGACUCCAACAUGACUGCGUCAUCUACUUCCACGAAGCCUUUGAGCGGCGACGAGGACUUGUUAUUGUCACUGAGCUCUGCACAGAAGAGCUUCUAGAACGAAUGGCCAGGAAGCCCACCGUGUGUGAGUCUGAGAUCCGGGCCUAUGUGAGGCAGGUGCUGGAGGGGGUCUCUUACCUUCACCAGAGCCGCGUGCUGCACCUCGAUAUCAAGCCGGAGAACCUGCUGGUGUGGGAUGGGGCCGGGGGUGCUGAACAGGUGCGGAUCUGUGACUUUGGCAACGCCCAGGAACUGACCCCUGAGGAGCCCCAGUACUGCCAGUACGGCACCCCUGAAUUUGUGGGGCCUGAGAUUGUCAACCAGACGCCUAUAUCUGGGGUCACCGAUGUCUGGCCUGUGGGUGUCGUCGCUUUCCUCUGUCUGACUGGGAUCUCACCCUUCGUUGGGGAGAAUGACCGCACGACCCUGAUGAACAUCCGAAACUACAAUGUGGCCUUUGAGGAGACGACGUUCCUCAGUCUGAGUCGAGAGGCCCGAGGCUUCCUCAUUAAAGUUCUUGUUCAAGACCGGCUGCGGCCCACAGCAGAGGAAACCUUAGAACACCCUUGGUUUAAGGCAACAGCAAAGGGGGCAGAUAUCAGCACAGACCACUUGAAGCUCUUCCUGUCCCGAAGGAGGUGGCAGACCCGUGGCUCUUUCUUGGCCCCUGCAGACAAACAGUCCCUUCGGUCAGAACCUUCAGUGACUAUAGUAUCCUGCAAAGAUGGACGACAGCUGCUGACCAUCCCUCGGGCUGGGAAGCGCCAUGCUGGCCUGUAUGAGUGUUCUGCCCGCAAUGCCUUGGGGAGUGCCACCAGCUCCUGUACUCUGGCUGUGGCCCGUCUUCCAGGAAAGCUGGCUCCCCCUGAAGUGCCCCAGAAAUAUCAGGAUACAGCAUUGGUAGUGUGGAAGCCGGGAGAUAGUCAAGCCCCUUGUACAUACACAUUAGAGCGCCGUGUGGAUGGGGAAUCCACAUGGCACUGUGUGAGCUCAGGCAUCACCGACUGCUACUACAACGUGACACAAUUGCCACCGGGCAUGACUGUGAGGUUUCGAGUGGCCUGUGCCAACCGAGCUGGGCAGGGCCCCUUCAGCAACGCAUCAGAGAAGGUCUUUGUUGGGAAAGUCACAGGCUCUCCAGCUUCCCCAGCCUCAGCCACCCCAGCCCCAGCCUCUCCAGCUCCGGCCACACCACCAACCCCAGGCACCUCAGCCCCAGCUCCUGGGCCCCCGUCUACCUUGGUUCCAGCUUCUCCACACGCUCCUCCUUCAGCCCCAAGCUCCCCUUCUCCCCCAGCACCCCUCAACCAGGUCCAGUCUCACCUCAAGGCCGUAGGCCCACCUCCGCCAACUCCUCCACGAAAGCACAGGGGCCUGCUGGCCGCUCGGCCAGCAGAGCUCACGUCCCCCAGUGAUCAGCCCCCACCUAGUGGGUCGGAGCCUCUUGCCUCUAACACAAAGCCCCCAUCUCCUAGUCCCUCUGAGAGCAAGCCGACCUCCUCCCCAGCCCCCAAGUACAUGGUGACUUCUUUUGUGUCUGCACCCACUGUCCCUGAGCCUGCCCCCAGCCCCACUAAGGUGACUGUGCGCAGCCUCACUCCAGCCAAGGAGCGGGUCAGCUCUCCGGCAGGUGGGUCCCCCAGCUCUCCUGGCCCCGAGGGUACCACGCUUCGUCAGGGGCCUCCCCAGAAGCCCUACACCUUCCUGGAGGAGAAGGCCAGGGGUCGCUUCGGUGUGGUGAGGGCUUGCCGGGAGAACGCCACGGGCCGGGCAUUUGUGGCAAAGAUUGUACCGUAUGCGGCCGAGGGCAAGCAGCAGGUCCUCCAGGAAUACGAAGUCUUACGCUCUCUACACCAUGAGCGGCUCAUGUCCCUGCACGAGGCAUACAUCACCCCCCGUUAUCUUGUGCUCAUCGCCGAGAGCUGUGGGAAUCGAGAGCUGCUCUGUGGACUCAGUGAACGAUUUCGGUACUCUGAGGACGAUGUGGCCACUUAUGUGGUCCAGCUGCUCCAGGGCCUGGAAUACCUCCACGACCACCAUGUGCUGCAUUUGGACAUCAAACCGGACAACUUGCUGCUGGCCCAGGACAACGCUCUCAAGAUUGUUGACUUUGGCAGUGCCCAGCCCUACAGUCCCCAGGCCCUGCAGCCCCUGGGUCACCGCACUGGCACCCUGGAGUACAUGGCUCCUGAGAUGGUGAAAGGUGAACCCAUUGGCUCCGCCACAGACAUCUGGGGUGUUGGUGUGCUCACCUACAUCAUGCUCAGUGGACGCUCCCCAUUUUAUGAGCCAGAUCCCCGGGAGACAGAGGCCCGGAUUGUUGGGGGCCGAUUUGAUGCCUUCCUGCUGUACCCUAAUACCUCCCAGAGCGCCGCCCUCUUUUUGCGCAAGGUCCUGUCUGUCCACCCCUGGAGCCGGCCCUCUCUGCAGGACUGCCUGGCACACCCAUGGCUUCAGGAUGCCUACCUGAUGAAGCUUCGGCGCCAGACACUGACUUUUACCACCAAUAGGCUAAAGGAGUUCCUGGGGGAACAGAAACGACGACGGGCAGAGGCUGCCACCCGCCAUAAGGUGUUGCUACGCUCCUACCCUGGCAGCCCUUAGCCUUCUGGAUCCCAGAUCCCUGGCCUCCUGGACCUCAGACCCCCAGCCUUCUGGGCCCUGGACUCUGGGGUCCCUGCAAUCCAGCUCCUGGACUCUCCAGCCUUUGCACACGGGACAUUCCAGAGGCUUAUGGCAGCACUGGGGUAGGGUGGGGGAAGGCAGAGAGGCCAAAGGGGACCGGACACCACCAGCAAUAGCCAACCAGGUGGCAUUACCUCAUGGACCCAUGGGCAACCGGAGCCCCAGGGAUAGCAUAAGCCCUGCCUGGGGUCCGACAAGCUUCAACCAGGCGAAAGGACUGAGAGCUGGGGGAGAUGAGGGACAAGGAGAGAAAUAGAGUCAGAGGGCUGGGGCAGGGCAGAGGGCUAAGAGAAAGGGAAUUGAGGAAGAGGAGGCUUUGGAAGGAAUAUGAUUUCUGGGUAGGGAGCCCUUGGGGAAGAGAAGGAGGGGAAUAACAGGUCCAGGCACCAUUAUCAGGGAGAAGAAAGAGCAGGAGUAAGAAGAGAGACAGCCAGCGUCGUGGGGCCGAUGGGAUGGGAACCGUCAGUAAACUAGAAGGGGUGAAGGCAAAAGAGACAGGGAUAGAACGUCAAAGAGGCCUGUUAGGUGGGGCAGUGAUGAAGCCUAGGAAACUGGGGAGAGGGGUUCAGUCUGUGGCUGUGGGAGCCGGAAUGGGGGAACUGGGCUGCAGAAUCACCAAGACUGUAUGUUCUAAGACAAGGAAGUUCAAUGACGGGAUAGCCUGGAGGUUGGGAAUCAGUGAGAGAAGAGGCCAUCCUUCCUUUUCCCUCUUCUCCCUGCCUAAUUGGGGUGGAGGGGUCUUGCCCCGUUCUCUCAGCUUCUGGCCCAAGGCUUCUUGCACUGGGCCUGAAAUGAUUUCACCACCUGUCCUCCUCCCUGUCCCCAACCCUUGCAGCCUUUGCCCUCACCACCCUCAUAUUUAUUUAUUUAUUGACUUUUGUGAAGUUUCCCCUUCCUCUCUCUGUCCUUCACCCAACCCCCAUCUCCAGUGUUGUCCUGAGCCCUGCCUCUCUCUCCAUCCUCCAUCCAUCUGUCUGUCUGUCCCAGGGCCAAUAAAAUCAACAAUCACCAGGGA